CUGGAAGUCUUUCUUAUUGAUAAUAAUAAUUGAAUUUUUGAAAAAUAUUUAUCUCUACAAAUUCCAUAGAGUGGAAACUUUUGUGGCGUAAUUCUGGGGAUCUUCAGAGACCUUGCUCAUAUGCAUAUAUACUCGAAGAGAAAUGUGUUCUUUUGUGUUAAUUAGGAAGGCGAGCCUACCUCGAAUGCGUGUCGUUGAGCGUAUCACAGCUUUAAUGACGCAUUUAAUUAAAAAAAACCUGUCGUCGUUGCCGGUUUAAUUUAUGAACUGCUGAUCAGAGAAUGCGUAGCACAAACAAGCCCUCGUCGUAAACCAAUAGAAAAACAGGACGAGCCUGUGGACUGUCGGUGGGCCCGAUAUUUAAAGCGGAACCCGAUGUGCGUCCAGCGAUAAUCGAAUGCUCGAUAUCAUCACAGGAGGUAAUUUUUACCGUUUUCCUCGAUUUCAGUCGAAUCAUGACGACUUACACUGAUAAAGGACCUCAGCCCGUUGGAGGAAAAUUCCUCAGUUUCGAUCACAUAAAAUUCUGGGUCGGAAAUGCGAAGCAGGCCGCUAGUUUCUACCGAUGCAGAAUGGGGUUCCAACCACUUGGAUAUCGCGGUUUGGAAACUAGCUCCAGAAAAAUAGCCGCGCACGUUGUCAGACAGAACAAAAUAGUGUUUGUGUUUGAAUCUCCAUACGAGCCUGAUAACGAAGAGAUGUCGGAGCAUCUUUCCCGACACGGCGACGGUGUGCGAGAUGUAGCAUUCAACGUCGAAGAUAUUGACACCAUUGUGAAGGUCGCUAAGAAAAGGGGUGCCCAAAUAGUGCGCGAUGUAUGGGAGGAAAGCGACGAAUACGGUACCGUGAGAAUGGUCACUCUAAAAACUUAUGGCGAUACGCACCAUACACUUAUCGAUAGGACAAGAUACAAAGGUUUCUUUCUGCCAGGAUUCGUAAGAGCGUCGGAAGACGUUCUUCUCCAACAAUUGCCGCAAAUACAUUUGAAUUUCGUGGACCAUGUGGUGGGUAAUCAGUCUGACAAACAGAUGGAACCUGUUGCGAAGUGGUAUGAAGAGUGUUUACAGUUUCAUAGAUUCUGGUCAGUGGACGACACGCAGCUGCACACGGAAUACUCCGCGCUACGGUCUAUCGUGAUGACGAAUUGGGAGGAGACAGUGAAGAUGCCGAUCAACGAGCCCGCACCGGGAAAAAAACGGUCCCAAAUUCAAGAAUACGUUGAGUACUACGGCGGCGCCGGUGUACAGCAUAUCGCCCUCAAUACCAGUGACAUUAUUACAGCAAUAACGAAUCUGCGUGCCAGGGGGAUGGAAUUUCUUGACGUGCCCGAUAGUUAUUACGAUAUGCUCAGAAACCGCCUGAAAGCCAGUGGCGUGACCAUCGUGGAGGAUUUGGAUAUAUUACAGAGAUUAAAGAUAUUAAUAGACUACGACGAGAAUGGAUAUCUUCUACAAAUAUUCACGAAAAAUAUGCAAGACCGGCCGACACUGUUCAUAGAAGUCAUACAGAGACGCAACCAUGACGGUUUCGGCGCCGGCAAUUUCCAAGCGUUGUUUGAAGCGAUCGAAUUGGAGCAAGCAAAACGUGGGAAUCUGUAGAAUAUCAAUAUUCCUGAUAUAUUUGCAAAAUUAAAACCGUUAGCCGAUAUAAAGUAAUCCUAUGAAAGAGUAAAGGACGAGUAUCUUUGUACUUAAUUGUAUCGUUCUACUUAUAUAAUGAGAUAUCACAUUAAAAGUACAUUAUGUAUAUAAAA
Messenger RNA from Monomorium pharaonis (pharaoh ant), 1753 nucleotides. It is a transcript of the gene Hpd, whose product is annotated as 4-hydroxyphenylpyruvate dioxygenase. Gene Ontology annotation, biological process: L-tyrosine catabolic process. Gene Ontology annotation, molecular function: 4-hydroxyphenylpyruvate dioxygenase activity; metal ion binding; lactoylglutathione lyase activity. The transcript is spliced from 12 exons. Lineage: Eukaryota; Metazoa; Arthropoda; Insecta; Hymenoptera; Formicidae. The coding region runs from base 456 to 1598 and encodes 380 amino acids. Gene Ontology annotation, cellular component: endoplasmic reticulum membrane; Golgi membrane. The record is from RefSeq and is a predicted model, not a curated record.